GUCUUACAGUUACACUUUGUCCGUUUGCUGCACCAAAGUCACGCUGUACGUGCGAGCCUUCAUCGGAUCACGUGUUUAUCCGCGAGUGUAUCGAUAAGAAAUCCGCCGAGGAAGCUACAGCCACGCCAGUGUAACGAUGUCGUACGAUCUGUCGGUCGGUGCAGCAUGCCCGGAGCCUUACCUCGGGCCGAGCCUUGCCCAGGUCUGUCCAGGAUCGCAAUUCCUGACAUUUAUGACAAUCUUGGAUUCUCUGGUACGAUCCCAAGAAACAGUGUCCGAGUCGUGCAACCGUGUAAGACCGGUGAACCCGCCUGAAUACUAUUACGACUUCAUCGUUGUGGGCGGAGGAUCAGCCGGUGCCAUAGUGGCGUCUCGACUAAGCGACAUACCCGAAUGGAAAGUUUUGCUGCUAGAAGCCGGCCCGGACGAGCCACCGGGUGCCGAGGUUCCCAGUAUGGUGGCAAUGUUUCUGGGAACUGACAUUGACUGGCAGUAUCAAACCACGAACGAGAUGAACGCUUGUCUGUCAACCGGCGGAUCCUGCAGUUGGCCGCGCGGUAAAAACCUAGGCGGGACGUCCGUCCACAACGGUAUGAUGUAUAGCCGAGGUCACGCGAAAGAUUUUGACAAUUGGCUAGCCAUGGGUAAUACUGGAUGGAGUUGGCGCGACGUUUUGCCGUACUUCAUGUGUUCUGAGAACAACACAGAGAUACGUCGAGUGGGUCGCAAGUAUCAUUCGACCGGUGGUUUGUUAACCGUCGAACGAUUUCCGUGGAAGCCUGCAAUCGCUGACGACAUUCUCGCAGCGGCGAGCGAAAGAGGGUACCCGAUUAGUGAAGACCUGAAUGGAGACCAAUUUACAGGAUUUACCGUGGCUCAAACCACAAGUAAGAAUGGUGUCCGAGUGAGUACUGCCAGUGCCUUCCUUCGACCGGUUCGAAGGCGACGCAACUUACAUAUCGCUCUAAACGCCACCGCGACGAAAAUCAUUGUCCAGCAUCAGAAGGCCGUGGGAGUACAAUUUUAUCAAGGUGGUGAACUUCGAGUUGCCCGCGCCGCAAAGGAGGUAAUCGUUUCCGCUGGCGCCAUAGAUUCACCUAAAUUGUUGCUACUCUCCGGAAUCGGACCGAAGGAGCAUCUGCAGGCGGUGAACGUCACAGUCGUAAAAGAUCUUCCAGGUGUCGGCGAGAACUUGCAUAAUCACGUGUCCUACACUUUAUCGUGGAUCAUCAAUCAGCCGAAUCAGUACGACCUGACCUGGGCGGCCGCGACGGAAUAUAUCGCCUUUCAGAAAGGGCCAAUGGCGUCGACGGGUCUGUCGCAAUUGACCGGAAUGCUACCGUCGGUCUACACGACUCCGGAUCAUCCCGACAUCCAGUUGUUCUUCGGCGGCUAUCAGGCGGCCUGCGCGACCACCGGCGAAGUAGGCGCCGUCAUGAACGGGAACGGCCGCCGUAUCAGUAUGUCGCCGACGAUGACGCAACCGCGUAGCAAGGGAAAUCUACGUCUCGCUAGCAAUAAUCCUUUCACGAAGCCAAUCAUGUGGGGCAAUUACUUGAGUGACCCCAUGGACGUCGCGGUACUCGUCGAGGGCAUCCAGAUCGCGUUAUCUCUCGGCAAUAGCAGUGCCAUGGCCAAGUAUAAUCUGACUUUGAACAACGCGAUAUUGGCCGCGUGUUCCCAACAUCCAUACUCGAGCAACGAAUAUUGGGCCUGCGCCGUGCGUCAGGACACCGGGCCGGAAAAUCAUCAGGCAGGUUCUUGCAAAAUGGGACCAUCGAACGAUCCCUUGGCCGUCGUCGAUCAACGUUUACGAGUGCACGGCAUCAAAAAUAUCCGUGUGGCCGAUGCAUCCAUCAUGCCGCAGGUAACGUCCAGCAAUACAGCAGCUCCGGCCAUGAUGAUUGGCGAAAGGGCAGCCGCGUUCAUCAAGUCCGACUGGAAGGUUGGCGGUACACAAUGUUCUCGCACGACGGUCGACAGUUCACUGGACCUAUUACUAUGGGGGAUCAAGUACAUCGAUUGGGAUCAAGCUGUAUGGUAGAGCCGGGCUCCACGAUCUAUCUAGUCUCUUAUGAUCCAUCGCCUAUUUUCCCUCAGCCUAAGAAAGCCAACGUGAACGCGAUUCCGAAAGGGCGAGGACUCACUGGAAAAUCCUGUAGGGUGCAAUUUCCUUUCUCUCCGGCAUCAAGCCAGAUCACAUCUCGCUCGAUCGCUCGAGCGCUGGAUUGGAUACGAAAUUACGUCACAAUGUGCAAUUACUGUUACUAACACAGCGAGACGGAGAGAAUCGUGCAAUUGAAGAUUGUCGUCGUACUCGCUGUACCGCCAUGUUUCAAUAUCCAGUUAAGAAUUUCCUAAGAUAGGCGCGUCUCGUAGCACCGCGGCUUAUGAAAGAUCUAUCGUGGUCAAUUGACCGCGACGUUGCGAGAGCAAAUUUUUCAUACAACUUACGAGUAUUGUAUUAACUAUUAUCGUUAAUUCCUCGAAUGAGUUGCAAUUUCCUAUUUGUUUAAUUACGUUUAGAGUUACGAAAACAAUUGGAUGUACGCACGUAUUGAUAAUAAUAUAUGUGCUAAUAAUCUCUCCUUCAAAUUUCUAGUAGUUGUAACGUAUAAUGUGCACCAUUCAUGGACUUCCUGUUGAAAUAAUGACCAAAGACAAAAAUUCUGGUACCUGGUAUAUCAACGGCCAAAAAUGUAGUGAUUAAUUGUUAACAAAAAAAUAUGUAGAAAAUUAAAUGGAUUAUAAAUAUGGAUAGCUCGCAGAGUGCGAGUGUAAAUCAAAAUACUGUAAAUAAACAAGAUUGCAUAGUACGCAAAAA
Messenger RNA from Linepithema humile (Argentine ant), 2824 nucleotides. The record is from RefSeq and is a predicted model, not a curated record. Lineage: Eukaryota; Metazoa; Arthropoda; Insecta; Hymenoptera; Formicidae.